Molecule: messenger RNA, 333 nt
Organism: Tetrahymena thermophila SB210
Lineage: Eukaryota; Ciliophora; Oligohymenophorea; Hymenostomatida; Tetrahymenidae
Product: transmembrane protein, putative
Exons: 2
Source: RefSeq, a predicted model, not a curated record
AUGAUCCAAUUAACAUAUAUAUUUUUUGGCCUAGCUAUGAUAUUUGUUUCUCUGUAUGUUGGAAUGUCUUUGACAGGAAAGGCAGGCAAGUUUUUUAAAAAAGGUAAAAAGUUAGGUGAAAUAGAAGAAGAGUAUGAGCGUUUAAGAGAUUAAUUGAGAAAUUUAAAGCAUCAUUAUUACUGGGCCUAAUCAAAUGGUGAAAAGACAAAAGAAAAGCAAAUGGAAAAAUAAAUAUUUGAAGUUGAAGAUAAACUUGAAUAAUUGUAUGAAGAGUAUUAAAUUUUAAAGAAAGGUGGAAGUGUUCCCCUUAAAAAUAUUCCAAAGAAUUAAUGA